Messenger RNA from Nasonia vitripennis (jewel wasp), 2609 nucleotides. It is a transcript of the gene Ints3, whose product is annotated as integrator complex subunit 3. Bases 153 to 2381 code for a protein of 742 amino acids. The record is from RefSeq and is a predicted model, not a curated record. Lineage: Eukaryota; Metazoa; Arthropoda; Insecta; Hymenoptera; Pteromalidae. The transcript is spliced from 7 exons. Gene Ontology annotation, cellular component: cytoplasm.
CUCCUUGAUUUUAAUUUUAAAUUUGAGAAAAAGAUAAAAUCUUCCUAACUAACCUGACUAUAAUUAUAAUUCCAUUUGUUUUGAUAAUUAUAAUUUAAUAAUUUAUUUAUUGGUAUUAAUUAUAGGUAUUAAAAUUAUAGUAAUGUCAAAAUAUGAUGGAGCAAGCCAAAGUGCAAUUUACUUCUCGGUUGCUACUCACAUCUUGCAUUGAAAAUAAGGAUGAGUUGGAAGAGAAAUUCGAGCGUUGUUACUUAGUAUUGCAGAAUUUGAGCACUGGUCUAUCAGAAAAAGAUAUUCAUGAUAAUCUGAGUAAUGCUGUUUGUAAAGAUAAAACUCACGAGGAAGUAUGUUUAGGAUUUUUGAUGGCAAUACUUACUGAACCUCAAGAUGCUUCUAAGCAUUAUAGAGAUCUAACGCUUGUAAAUCGUGAUGGUUUAACUGUUAUCCUAGCUCACCUAAAUCAGAUGGUACUUGAAAAAUAUCUUCGGCUAAAUGAUCUUGCAAAAAGUCAACUUUUGUGGCUACUUCGUGAAAUGAUAAGGACUAGUGUCACAAAUGUAGAUAAUCUUUGUUUAAGUUUGUUAAGACAUGCUGCUGGCGGAGAUAUCUCACAGCGCAACAUUUUUCUAAUUGAUGCUUUAUUAGAUAUAUUUCAAGAAAAUAGAUCUUGGCUGGAUAAAUUUCCAUUCUUAGUUGCUUCAGUAAUAUAUACUUAUUUACGAUUAAUAGAAGAUCACAGUGCUUCACAUUUAACAAAUCUGAGACAAAAGGAAAUAACUUUUAUAGUAUCUUUGAUAAGAGAAAGAAUAACAGACUGCUUAGUUAUAGGCAGGGAUUUAGUUCGACUCCUUCAAAACGUUGCUAGAAUACCAGAAUUUGAAACUCUGUGGAAAGAUUUGCUUCUUAAUCCAAAAUCAUUAAAUCCAAAUUUCACAGGUAUUUUGCAGUUGUUACAAACACGAACUUCUAGAAGAUUUUUACAAUCACGACUAACACCUGAUAUGGAGAGAAAACUGGUUUUUUUAACAAGCACAGUGCGAUUUGGGAAUCAUAAAAGGUACCAGGAGUGGUUUCAAAGACAAUAUCUUGCAACACCAGAAUCACAAACUUUGCGGUGUGACUUAAUAAGAUUUAUUGUUGGUGUUAUACACCCUACUAAUGAGCUUCUGUGCUCAGAUAUAAUACCCAGAUGGGCUGUUAUUGGAUGGCUCUUUACAACUUGUACUUUACCUGUAGCAGCCAGUAAUGCAAAGCUUGCCUUAUUUUAUGACUGGUUGUUCUUUGAGCCAGAUAAAGAUAAUAUUAUGAAUAUAGAACCUGCUAUAUUAGUAAUGCAUAAUUCUAUGAGAUCACAUCCUGCUGUUACAGCCACACUAUUAGAUUUUUUGUGUCGAAUAAUACCAAAUUUUUAUCCUACUCUAGAGGAUAAAGUAAAGAGUGGUAUUUUUUCUUCUCUUCGUCAAAUAUUAGAAAAACGAGUUUUACCAAGUUUGUAUCCAUUAUUCGACAGUCCUAAAUUAGAUCGAGAACUAAGGACUAAAAUCAGAGAAACUUUUAAAGAAUUUUGUUUACCACCCAAUGCAGAUAUAGGAAAAAUAGAUGAACUACAUAAAGAAUUAUGUACCGAAAUUAUUUUUGGGGCAACUGAAAAUUCAGUUAUUGAAGAUCAUUUGUGUCAAACGGAACCACUGUUUAGUGAUGAGGAGGAAGACACCCAAGCACCCAUCAUACCUAUUACCAAACUAGAACCAAUUUCUGAAAAUGAAAACAUCUAUUUAGAAAUAGCGAAAGUAAAGAGUAACAAUUAUAAAAAGAUAACUACUACGAAAAAAGACAAUUCAUUGCCAUUCAACAUCACAUUGGAAUCUGAAGAAUUAAGAUCCGUAAUAGAGAAUUUGUAUUUUGAAAUUGAUAAUGAAACUAGAUGUCAAGUUAUGGAGAGAAUUGUACAAAUGGUUGUGGAAGACGAAAUUGAUACCGAUGCAAUAUCUAAUUUGGCAUCUUACCUCUCAACAAUAUUAUCAGAACAAAUAAAUUCUGACAUAUUUCCAACAGAUCAUUCGAAUGAUGAAGCAUUUAUGGACAGUAUAAGCACGCCGCUCUUUGUGAUGUUUCGUAAUCAGUUUCAAUUAUGCAAGGAAGAAGAUAAUAGAAAGAAGUUAUUAGCACGAGUUAUAGCGGAGAUGCAAAUAGUUCAGCCAAAAAUUGGGUACUUACUAUUAUAUUUUCUCAAAGUGUGGGGAAAAGAAGAAGAAAAACGAGAAGUAGAAUUAUGUAAUAUUCUCAAUGAGAUGAAAGCUGCAGUAUAUAAAGAUUUCUGUUCACAACGAGAAGAAAAACUUGACGCUUGUUUGAUUUUCGAUCUUAAAGUAUGUAUUUGAAUAUAUAUAUAUAUAUAUAUAUAUAUAUAUACAUCUAUCUACAAAUAUACAUAUAUAUACGCGCGGGCGCGUGUAUGUGUGUGUCCACUACCCCCUUCCUUUUUACACUCCUCCACCAUUCUGCCCAACCUCUCUAUAGCUCUUUUAUAGUUCUUCCAAGCCUGUAUAAUUUUAUUAACAUUUAAUAAUUAUGUUACAGUAUUUUUUUCACAAUACCACAAAGAUGAA